AUGAACACAGUAGGCUUGGUACUCUUGGGGCUCUCUCUGAGAUUUGGGGCCACCACUGCUAAGCCAGAAGAGGACGGUUUUUGCUCUAAGAACCAGGUGGCCUUCAGAGAUGCUUGCUAUGAAUUUGUGCCACUUGGACGUCCCUUCCAUGGGGCUCAGAGCUGGUGUGAAGGGCAAGGAGGCCAUUUGGUCUUCAUCCAUGAUGAAGACACCCAGCGGUUUCUGCAAAGGCACAUCCCUCAGGACAGGGAAUGGUGGAUUGGACUCACAGGGACCUCGGCACCCAAUGGGACCUCAGGAGGGCCUGGGAUAUGGCUGGACACCUCAAACGUGAGCUACAGCAACUCGGGAGGCCAGGCCACGCCUGCCCCCCAUACCUGUGGCUACAUCGAGAGAGGCCCUUCUUCUGAGUGGGCAGCCUCGGAGGAUUGCAUACAGGCCUUUGCCUCCAUCUGCGAGUUUGGAGUGGGCCAGAGCUUGGCCUGUGAAGGCCUCAAUGCCACCAUGCACUGCGGCUCAGGGGAGGUCAUCCAGGUCCAGGAUGCCUUCUACGGGCGACAGACCCCCCAUUAUUGCACCCAGGGCACCUGGCAUCCCUCAGACCUGGAGGAGGAAUGCAGCUGGGUCAGUGUCAAGGAUGAAGUGGCACGACAGUGCCAGGGGCUGCAGGCAUGCCAGGUGGCAGCAGAUGGAAGCUACUUUGGAGACCUGUGUUCUACUCUGGGCAGCUACCUGUGGGUCCACUACCAGUGCCAGGAAGGCCUGAGGCUGGUGGUGCCCAGUGUAAGUUUUGUCUUUGACAACGUCACCAUCUCUCUGACAUGGCUCCUCUCUCCCUAUGUCGGAAACCUGUCCUGUGUACUCAGCAUGGGAGAUGGCCGCACUCUGGAUCCCUACUACCCUCCCAGUGUGUCCAGCAACGUGACCCACCAGUUCACAUCUCCUGGGGAAUUUACUGUGUUUGCCGAGUGCACAACGAGUGAGUGGCAUGUGACAGCUCAGAGGCAGCUGACACUGCGAGACAAGAUGGAGAGCCUCAGGGUCACUGGGUGUGCUGGCCUGUCCAGGUCCGGGGCCAGCCUUCUCUGCCGGACUGUCUUCGGGGAUCCCCUGUGGAUUCAGGUGGAGCUCGAUGGAGGGAGGACAGGGGUGACUUAUACUGUGCUUUUGGGUAACAUAACUCUGGCUGAGUUUACCUCCCAGAGGGAUUUGCUACCCUACAAUCUGACCCUGGACAAAGAAACCCAGGAGCUGAUGGGCCCUGGGACACACCACCUGGAGAUCCAAGCCGUCAGCAACAGCACCACCUCUGCACCUUCUGGAAAUGUCACCGUCUACUUUGUGGAGUUGUUGUCGGGGCUGGAGGCCUCCUGGGGUUCUGACCAUGUGCAGCUUGGACAGGACCUAUUGAUCAAUGUCUCAGUGGCUAAUGGAACCCUGGAGGAGCUAACCUUUGAGGUGGUGGGACUCAAUGCAAACUUCUCCCAGAAGGAAGAGCGUUUUGGGGAGCCAUCUGGGACUUACCAUGUGACACUUCCUGUUGAGGGUACCUUUCUGGUCACCAUGUUGGUAAAGAAUGCCUUCUCAAACCUGAGCUUGGAGGUUGGAAGCAUCACCGUCACAGCCCCUGCUAGUCUCCAAGAGCCAUCUGGAAUGAGUACUGAAGAAAAGAACAGACACAAAGGGGAUAUAGAGGUGUAUGUCAAGCCUGGUCUAUACGUGGAUCCUUUCACAACAGUUACUCUGGACUGGCCAGGCGAAGACAAGGACUUACGCUUCCACUGGUCAUGUGGGCAUUGCUGGGCCCAGUGGAGUGACUGUGUUGAGAGGCGGCAGCUCCGCACAGACCAGAGGGAGCUGGUGGCCCCACCAUUCUGCCUGCCACCGCCUGACUCUGCUGUCACUCUGCGUUUGUCCAUCCUGAGGGGCCAGGAGCUUGAAAAUGAGACAGAGCAGUCCACCCCUCUGGACCUCAGGCCUAAAGUCAGAUGUGAGAAAAACUGCUGGCCAGUAAAUGCAGAUGAAGACAUUCUGCUUAGGGUCACUUUGGAAGAUGACACCCCAGUGGCCAUGUUCAGCUGGUACUUAGAUGAUUCGUCACCAUACAAGGUCCAGCACGUCCCAGCUGCCUGCAGACUCAUGGGGUUUUGGCCACGCUCUCUGACUCUCCUUCAGAGCAACACCUCCACACUACUGCUGAACAGCAGUACCCUGCAGACCUGGGGUCAGGUAAUCCGGAUUUGGACCACAGCACUGACCAGGCACGCCUAUGGGGAGGACACCUAUGUGAUCAGCUCUCUGCCUCCCCUCGAGAUGCCCACUUGUGUGAUUGUCCCAGAGGAGGCCACCAUACUGACAAGCUUCGCCAUUCUCUGUAAUGUCUCCAUGACCCUGCACCCCCUGGAGUACUGCUUCUGUCUGGAAUCAGGUUCCUGCCUACACUGUGGCCCUGAGCCAGCCCUCCCAUCUGUUUACCUACCACUUGGAAAAGACAAUGACUAUGUGCUUACAGUGGUCAUUUCUGUCACUAAUCAGGCAGGAGACAGACAGCAGACCAAUGCAAAGGUUAAGGUGGGACUUGGUGACACAGGUGUGAAGAAUGGGGCAAUCCAGGCUGCUAUGUUGGAAAGAAUCGCUGUUGCUCUGCAAGGCGAGCAUAGCCCUGAGCCUCUCCAACUGGCCAAGUCUGUGUCUUCUGUGCUGAACUUGGAGGACCACCAGAACUCCGAACAGCUGCUGGGAAUGGACAUGAGAUGGAAGGUCAGAGAGUGUGUGCUGGGGUCACUGUCCAUGAUCACUGCCAGCCUGGAGGAUAUGCAGAGGGUGCAGGGGCUAGCCGAAGUACUGAGAGAGGUGACCCACUUCAGUGAGGAGCUCACACCCUCAGCCCAGUGGGAAGCCAGCCAGGCUCUGUGGCAGGCCAGUGAAGCCCUCUUGACUGCAAGUGCCAAGACCCAUCCUGAGGACCAGAAGCACCAAGCAGCUACCAGGGACUUGUUUUGGGCUGUGAGCAGUGUACUGGAAGCUUCCCUGAGCCAUGGACCAGAAGAGGCUGUGGAGACCAAUAGCAGCCAGGCUGCCACAGUGGCCCAGCUGCGGGUUGUGGAGCAUGUGCAGACUGCCCUCCUGCUUGGGACACUACCCAGGGCCUUCCAGUCACCCUGGCCACCCUGCCAUCUGUGUACAAAAAGAAUACAGCCGCAGACGUGGCGAGGCUCCUCUGUGCACAUUGCCACUACCAACUCUGUGACCUUCACGCUGCCUGCCACCAUGUCCCUCUGCCCUAUGGAGGAUGGCCGGGAGCCUGUGGACAUAAGGGUAACAACAUCUUCAAAGAGCCCCUUUCCAGUCCAGAGUCGCUUUGAUGUCAGUGGGACCAUUGGUGGCCUUGUUCUGACCAGCCCUAGUGGACAGCCCAUCCCUGUGAAGAACCUGUCUGAGAAUAUUGAGAUCCUGCUGCCCCGUCAUUUGGAAGGACACAGCGAGCCGACUGUCAUGAGCCUGGCCACACCUGAAACACUAUGGGUGAACGUGACCACAGGGGAGUGGCUCUUGGGCCAGCUACACUGGAGACCUGACGUCCCACUCACACUCAGCCUGGGCUAUGGCUACCGCCCCAAUGGGACCAGUUAUGAUGCCCACAACUGCUACCAGCCACUGCUCCAGCCAUCCACAUGGAUCCUGGGCCCUGACGACUUGCCUUUUGGAGAGGGUAUCUAUUAGACUGUGGUUCCUGAGUCCAACCUGGAGCCAACCUCUGGCAGGGACCUCAGUGGCAUCACCACCUUCCUGUCCCAUUGCGUGCUCUGGGAUGAGAUCCAGGAGACUUGGGACAACUCUGGGUGCCAGGUGGGGCCUCAGACCACCGCCUCCCAGACACACUGCUUGUAACACCUCACCUUCUUUGGAAGCACAUUCCUGGUGAUGCCCAAUGCUGUUGACGUCCGUCAGACUGCUGAAUUCUUUGCCACCUUCGAGGACAACCCUGUGGUUGUGACCACUGUGGGCUGCCUCUGUGUGGUCUAUGUGUUGGUGGUGAUCUGGCAAGGAAGGAAGGAUGCAAAGAAUCAGGCCAAGGUGAAGUUGAAUGGCCUCUGGGAAUGGGAGGGAAAAGCAAGGGGCAUCCUCAUGCAAGGGCUCUGGGGACAGAGCCCAGGCGG
Molecule: messenger RNA, 4160 nt
Organism: Castor canadensis (American beaver)
Lineage: Eukaryota; Metazoa; Chordata; Mammalia; Rodentia; Castoridae
Source: RefSeq, a predicted model, not a curated record